Molecule: messenger RNA, 4056 nt
Organism: Lasiosphaeria miniovina
Lineage: Eukaryota; Fungi; Ascomycota; Sordariomycetes; Sordariales; Lasiosphaeriaceae
Product: P-loop containing nucleoside triphosphate hydrolase protein
Exons: 11
Coding region: 1-4056 (1351 amino acids)
Biological process (GO): transmembrane transport
Cellular component (GO): membrane
Molecular function (GO): ABC-type transporter activity; ATP hydrolysis activity; ATP binding
Source: RefSeq, a predicted model, not a curated record
AUGGCGGCUCCUUCUCUGCAUGCCGACACACCCAAGCCGUAUGCGAGUGAUUCUGACGGGCAGACUGCCAUGCCAGAUCAGCCCGGAGAUACCACGACCAACAGCAGCUUGGCAAAAGGAGACAAGGCCGGAGGAUCGUCGUCGUCGUCGUCGUCCAAUAAUGGCUCGCCUGGGCGUAGCUUUAUUCGCGUCUUCAGCUACACGGACAGCCUCGGUUGGUGCAUGAAUGGCGUUGCCCUGUUCUGCAUGAUAGCCUCUGGCUCGCUGCUGCCGCUCAUGGACGUCGUCUUUGGCCGCUUCGUCACCGUUUUCAACAACUACAUUGUCGGCACGAUAUCGGCUGAUGAGUUUCGCGAGGAUCUCAAUUAUUACACACUCUUCUUCGUCUACCUGUUUAUAGCCAAGUUCAUCUUUGUCUACAUCUGGACCACGCUCUUGGCAGCCAACGCCAUUAGGACAACGCGAGCGCUCCGCAUCGACUUCGUCAAGCACACGCUGCGGCAAGAGAUAGCCUUCUUCGACUCGGCCGAGGGCGGGUCUGUGUCGGGCCAUGUGACGACCAACUGCAACCUGGUCAACCAGGGCAUCUCGGAGAAGCUUGGGCUGGCCAUCGAGGCGAUGUCGACCUUCGCAGCCGCCUUUGUCGUGGCCUUUAUCGUGCAGUGGAAGCUGACGCUUAUCACGGCGGGCAUCGUGCCGGCCAUCGUCGUUACCGCGUGCAUCGGCAUGAUCAUCGACACCCAGCAGGAGAACCGCAUCAUGACCAUCAACUCGCGCGCCGGCCGGCUCGCCGAGGAGAUCUUUGCCAGCAUGCGCACCGUCCACGCCUUCUGGGCCUUCCCCAAGCUGGCUAGCAACUACGAGGUCGUGCUCGACGAGGCCCGCGCCGUCGGACGGAAGAAGGGGCCCAACAUGGCCUUCUUGUUCUGUAGCGAGUUCUUCUGUGUUUACUCGGGCUACGCUCUCGCCUUUUGGCAGGGUAUCAGGAUGUAUCACAGUGGCGAGAUUUCCGAGCCCGGGAAGAUUAUCACGGUCAUCUUCGCCGUGCUUCUGGCGGCGACCGCGCUGACGCAGAUCGCGCCGCAAACUGUCGUCAUCUCCAAGGCCGCGUCGGCCGCGGACCAGCUCUUCAGCAUUAUUGACCGCGAGUCCAAGAUUGACGCACUGUCCGACGAGGGCGCCCGGCCGGACGAGCUGCGCGGAGACAUCGAGUUCCGUAACGUCGAGUUUGCCUACCCUUCGCGGCCCAACGUGCCAGUCCUAAAGGGCCUGGACGUCAGCAUGCCGGCCAACAAGACGACGGCCAUUGUCGGCGCGAGCGGGUCCGGUAAGAGCACCGUCGUGGGGCUGAUUGAGCGCUGGUUCACUCCGCUGGGCGGCGCCGUGACGCUCGACGGCCGGUCGAUUGACGAAUACAACCUCCGGUGGCUGCGGACAAACAUCCGGCUCGUGCAGCAGGAACCUGUCAUGUUCAACGGCACCAUCUUCGAAAACGUCGCCAACGGCCUGUCCGGAACGAAGCUGGAGGAUCUCGACGACGAGCAGAAGCUGAAGCUCGUCGAGGACGCGUGCCGCGCGGCAUAUGCGCACGAAUUCAUCGAGAGGCUGCCCGAGGGAUACUACACGCCCAUCGGCGAGCGCGGCGCCAUGCUCUCGGGCGGGCAGAAGCAGCGGCUGGCAAUUGCGCGCAGCGUCAUCUCUGACCCGCGCGUGCUGCUGCUGGACGAGGCGACGAGCGCGCUGGACCCAACCGCCGAGCACGUCGUGCAGAAGGCCCUCAACAACGUGGCCGCCGGCCGCACCAUGGUCGUCAUCGCCCACCGCCUGUCGACGGUCCGCACCGCCGAUAACAUCGUCGUCAUGGGCGCCGCCGGCGCUGGUGUCGUUGAGCAAGGUACCCACGCCGAACUCAUCGCCCGCGGCGGCGCCUACGCGCGGCUCGUCCUCGCGCAGGACCUCGGCGAGGACCGCCGCGACAGCGACGGCGAGGACGAGUUUGCAGAUGCGGAAAAGGACGGACAACCUCCCGGCGGCACGGACCAUGGUGGUGUGGACGAGGCGGUGCCUACGCAGGCGGUGGAAGCAGCAGCAGCAACGGCAGCAACAGCAACAGCAACAGCAACAAGUGCCACAGUUCUUUCACCCGCCGCAAAGGAUGCUAAAAGCCACGACCUCAAUCUCUUGAAGUGCCUAUACAUCAUCGUUCUAGAGCAGAGGGAAUUGUGGCUUGUUUUUGGCGUCUUUCUUCUUGCCUGCAUCCUUGGAGGUGCAACAUAUCCCGCCCUGGCGAUCCUGUUCUCGCGCACCUUAGACACGUUCACUCUGACGGGCGACGCCAUGACCGAGCGUGGCGACUUCUUCGCCCUUAUGUUCUUCGUCGUGGCUCUGGGCAACCUCGUGGCGUAUGCGGCGCUGGGCUACUGGUGCAACACUAUCGCGCAGGACAUUGUCAAGUCGUACCGGCUCGAGAUCUUCAACAGCGUGCUGCGGCAGCCCAUGGCCUUUUUCGACCGCCCGGAGAACAAGACGGGGGCGCUAGUGUCGCACCUAGCCAGCGAGCCGCAGAGACUGCAGGAGCUGCUGUCGUUCAACCUGGGGCUGCUGGUCAUCAUCACCAUCAACCUUGUGUCGAGCUGCGUGCUGGCCAUCGUCGUCGGCUGGAAGCUGGGGGUCGUGCUCGUGUUUGGCGCCCUGCCACCGCUCGUGCUCUCGGGCUACCUGCGGAUCCGCCUCGACUUCAAGCUCGACGCCGACACGGCCGCCCGCUUCGCCGACAGCACCGCCCUCGCUGCCGAGGCCGUCAUGGCCGUCCGCACCGUCGCCUCGCUCGCCCUCGAGCGCGUCGUCAUCGCCCGCUACGAGGCCCGCCUGCGCGACAUUGCCGCCAAGUCGCUCGGCAGCCUCGGCUGGACCAUGUUCUGGUACGCGCUGAGCCAGUCCAUCUCGUUCCUGGCCAUGGGCCUGGGGUUCUGGUAUGGCGGGCGUCUCGUCUCGUUUGGCGAGUACAACAUGACGCAGUUCUAUACCAUCUUCAUCGCCGUUAUCUUUUCCGGACAGGCGGCUGCGACCUUUUUCACCUACAGCACUAGCAUCACCCAGGCCCAGCGCGCGGCCAACUACAUCUUCCGCCUCCGAGCGUCGGUGCCUCCCGACAACAGGGACGACUAUCCGCCCGAGGGCAGCAGCGAGAAAAAGGACGGAGCCGGCGUAUCGCUCGACUGCCGCGAGCUCGAGUUCGCGUAUCCGCAGCGCCCUCACGCCAAAGUCCUCAAGGGCGUGUCGGUCAACGUAUGGGCUGCUCCCAUCUUCUUUCCCCGUCACUACCCCAAACGAGAUACUGACAAUGCACUACCCCAGAUCACACCCGGCCAGUUCGUCGCCUUUGUCGGCGCGUCGGGCUGCGGCAAGACGACCAUGGUCAACCUGCUAGAGCGCUUCUACGACCCGUCGGCCGGCACUGUUAUGUGCGACGGCGUCGACUUCCAGACGGUGCACGCGGGGCAGUACCGGCGCGAGAUCGCUCUAGUGCAGCAAGAACCCGUGCUGUACCAGGGCUCGGUGCGCGACAACAUCGCGCUGGGCGUCGACUCGACAGAACCCGUCUCGGACGAGGCUAUCCUCGCAGCGUGCCGCCAGGCCAACAUCAACGCUUUCGUCGCGUCGCUGCCCGACGGCCUCGCCACGCCGUGCGGCGCGCAAGGCCUGCAGUUCUCGGGCGGCCAGCGCCAGCGCAUCGCCAUCGCGCGCGCCCUAGUCCGCCGCCCGCGCCUGCUGCUGCUCGACGAGGCCACCAGCAGCCUUGACACCGAGUCGGAGCGCGUCGUGCAGGCCGCGCUGGACGCUGCGGCCAAGGGCGGGGAUGGGCAGCAGCGCCGCACGACUGUCGCUGUGGCCCACCGCCUGUCGACUGUUAAGGCCGCCGACCGCAUCUUUGUCUUUUCUCAUGGUAAUGUCGUCGAGGCCGGCUCCCACGACGAGCUGCUCGCUGCCCGCGGCGUCUACUACAACAUGUGUCUGGGCCAGUCGCUAGAUCGGGCGCCGCCGUCAUCAUGUUGA